Molecule: messenger RNA, 1845 nt
Organism: Caenorhabditis briggsae
Lineage: Eukaryota; Metazoa; Nematoda; Chromadorea; Rhabditida; Rhabditidae
Exons: 7
Coding region: 1-1845 (614 amino acids)
Biological process (GO): positive regulation of DNA-templated transcription; cell fate specification; regulation of transcription by RNA polymerase II
Cellular component (GO): nucleus
Molecular function (GO): DNA-binding transcription factor activity, RNA polymerase II-specific; RNA polymerase II cis-regulatory region sequence-specific DNA binding
Source: RefSeq, a predicted model, not a curated record
AUGGCGAUAAUCGCCUCCGCUGACGUAGCGAAGUUUUCGGCUAAAGUACAGAAGGGAGAAAAGUGCAAGCUUUGCGGCUGGAGAAACCACUCGACCGGUGUCUGCUUCAAAUACCGUGAUCCUGCAGAACGCUUCAGAAGAGCCAAACAGCGCACACCGAAGAGCACGUCGGAUGCAUCGCUGCCACUCUUAGAUGCCCCACGUGCAUCGAGGUUAGAUUGCCGGAGAGCGCCACCAACCAUCACUCUAUCUUUUGUCUCGUCGACAACGCUGUGGACACCAAUAACUUCAACAGAAAGAAGAAUGAUCUCUUCUUCUGGAAUCGAAGUUACUCUGAACAAUGCCGGUCUUUGGAAGAAGUUCAACAGUCCAAUGGAGAUGAUUCUGACUAAAAAGAUUGGAAGAAAAAUGUUUCCGAAUCUGGAAUAUUCGGUUGAUGGAUUGAAUCCUACCGCAAUGUAUGAGAUCUACUUGCACAUGGAGAGAAUGGAUGAACAUAAAUACCGUUUCACCGACAACAAAUGGGACGACUAUGCCAGAGGAGACCCAAUCACUUCAAUUCAAAAAAUCAAACAUAAAAGUGGAGGACAAACUGGAAUGUUCUGGAUGGACGGACCAAUUUCAUUUGAGCAAAUCCGAUUGACAAAUAAUCCAGAGACAGAGAAAAAAGAUCAUAUUUGCCUCCAAAGUAUGCACAAAUGGCGUCCAGUUGUCACUAUUCGAAAAUUGGAAAAUGGAGACGAGAAUUCGGAUUUCGAUGAGGAAUUCAGAAUUGAAAAUGUGUGGUUCAUGGCUGUUACUAUGUAUCAGAAUCAAGCCGUAAAGAAUCUGAAAGUGGAGAACAAUAAGUUUGCAUCUGGUUUUCGUGAAACUGGAAAUCACAAGCCCGUUAAUUCGACACGUGGCAUCAAACGUACUGCAUCUGAAACGUUCCCAACUCCUCCUUCAAGUACAUCACCACCAUCGAAAAAGAAUUCAAAUGGACAUUCUCCAAUUGCUCAAAACUUUCCAAAUCCUGCACAUUUCGAUUUUUCAAUGAUGGGAACUGCUCAUCAGUAUUGGAUGAAUCCAUAUCAGAAUAUGUGGAAUUAUGGAUACAAUAUGGGACAACCAAUGGUACAGCCAGUCGUGAAUCAAUGGAAUAUGCAGAAUAUGGGGCAAUCAAAGAAUAUGAGUCAUGAGCAACAAGGAAAUCCAAAUAGCAGAAUUGGUAUAAUAAUCCUUCUGAUGGUGUCUAUGAUGAAGUGUCUAACAUUAUGUUUUGUCAGAAAACAUCAGGGAAUUGCGCAGAUAAUGCAUCGCCACGUCAUCAAUCCUUUUCUUAUCACUCUUAUCACUUUAUCAACAGUUUCUGGAACGAUGUUGAGUUUGGUGACGUUUAUGCUGUCAGGAAUAGAGAGGGAUCAACAGAUGGAUUUUGUGAAAAUGAACUACCCCAACUACUACACUGAAUUUUCGCAACUCUUCAAUUUCGCAAUUUACGAAUUCAACUUUAUCUUCAAACUCAUCGCAGUUGGUUGCUUCUUCGCAGUUACUUUAUUUUCAUUAUUUUUCUCUUUCCUUAUCAUUGAUAUUUUUACAUUAUUAUCCGGCGUCAAGAAGAAAAUCUCUGCUAAAAAUUUCCAAAGACACCAAGCGGCUGUGAUUAGUCUGAUUGCUCAGCUUGCCACGUCAUCAAUGUGUCUGCUGCCUCCUGUUGGAUUAGUGAUAGCAAUUAUCAGUCAUUAUGAACAUUCACAGGCGGUAGUUCGGCUGCUACUGGCAAUUUUUGCCCUUCAUUCGACUGUAAAUGCAAUUAUUUUAAUUAUCAGUACUCCGACAUACAGAGGUUAUAUUAAAAGGUAA